Molecule: messenger RNA, 4317 nt
Organism: Lutzomyia longipalpis
Lineage: Eukaryota; Metazoa; Arthropoda; Insecta; Diptera; Psychodidae
Gene: ptc
Product: protein patched
Exons: 10
Coding region: 381-4106 (1241 amino acids)
Biological process (GO): smoothened signaling pathway
Cellular component (GO): plasma membrane
Molecular function (GO): smoothened binding; hedgehog receptor activity; hedgehog family protein binding
Source: RefSeq, a predicted model, not a curated record
CAGUCAGAAGAAGUUUUUGAGAGAAGCUGCGCGAGUUGCUUGGCGCUCCGUGUUGUUGAUUUGAUUUUUCGUGGAAAUUCGUGUAAUAAAUAGUGCUGAACUAUGCAAAAGUGCCCCGUGUGCAUGGACAUUUAAUGUGUUUAGUGCGAAAAUUGUGGAAUUGCGGUGAAAUUGCAGUUUCCGUGGAAAAUGUAUAGAAAAACACGCUGGGUGGUCUAAAAGAAGGUAUUCCAUAUACCCAUCGUCGUCGCAAUAAUGGUGUUAGACGAGUAGAGAAGGUGGGAGAGAAAGAAGUGUGUGCGCGCGCGAGUAGUAGAAGAAAAAAAAACAUAAGACGAAGGUUCUGUGCGAGAGCGCCCCAUUUGUGCGGCGACACCACCAUGCACGAACUCCCGCGUGUCCCGGACUCCCAUGGGGAUCACAUCGAUGAGAAGCUCUUCUCGGAUUUGUACGUGAGGACGAGUUGGGUGGAUGCAGCCACGGCAUUUCAGCAGAUUGAGAGCGGCAAGGCGAGAGGACGUCGUCUGGCUGUGUACAUACGAUCAGUACUCCAGGUGCACCUCUACUCCUUGGGAUCCUACCUACAGAAGCACGCUGGAAAGGUCAUUUUCGUGGCUAUCCUAGUAUUAAGUUCUUUCUGCGUGGGGCUCAAGAGUGCAACAAUUCAUUCCAAAGUGCAGCAAUUGUGGAUCCAAGAUGGUGGACGCCUCGAGGAGGAACUAAAGUACACGCUAAAAUCUUUGGGGGAAACGGGCUCAGCGACGCAUCAGCUAAUGAUUCAGGUGUCAAAGGAGCCAAAUGCAUCAAUACUGCACACGCAUGCACUCAUGAUACAUCUGGAAGUCCUGCGGCGGGCCACUGCAGUGACGGUGCACAUGUUCGAUACGACCUGGGGCCUCAAGGAUAUGUGCUACUCAAUGAACGCCCCAAACUUCGAUGUCCACCUUAUUGAGCAGAUUUUCGAUAACAUCAUUCCGUGUGCCAUAAUCACGCCGCUUGAUUGUUUCUGGGAAGGAAGUAAACUCCUUGGACCAGAAUUUCCGGUUCACAUACCGGGUUUAGCAAAGAAACUCCAGUGGAGCUCACUAAAUCCGCAGCAUUUACUCAAAAAUAUGGAAGCACUGAACUACCAUUUCCCCUCAAAGACAAUCGAAAAGUACCUCAAAGGAGCAGGAAUAACAACAGGCUACACGGAGAAACCUUGUUUGGAUGUUCGUGACCCACAAUGCCCGGAAACGGCAAGGAAUAAAAAUUCAACUCAGGCUUUGGAUAUUGGAGCAGAAUUGACAGGAGGAUGCUAUGGCUAUGCAACAAAGUACAUGCAUUGGCCUGAGACACUGAUUACAGGUGGAGCUGUUCGCAAUAGAACGGGUCACCUGAAGAAGGUAACAGCGCUACAAUCGGUGGUUCAGCUAAUGGGUGAACGAGAGAUGUAUGAAUACUGGAAUAAUCACUACAAGGUACAUCACGUUAGCUGGAGCCCAGAAAAGGCGACAGCAGUGCUCACGGCGUGGCAGAAGAAGUUUGCUAUUGAGGUUAGCAAAAUCGUCAAAAUGGAUGAAUUAACGUCAUCCUACAACAUGUUUGCCUUCUCAUCGGCUGCCCUCGAUGAAAUUCUCGAGAAAUACUCCAAUCCCAGCCCCAUGGGCUUGGCAAUUGGUGUCGUGACCAUUGUAGUUUAUGCGGGAAUUGUGCUGUCCAACUUCCAAAAUCCCGUCCGGAGUCAAAUGGGUUUGGGUAUUGCCGGUGUUCUCCUUGUGGGUGUUUCAACGGCAGCUGGUUUGGGUUUCUGUGCACUCCUUGGGAUCUCCUUCAAUGCAGCCACCACCCAGGUUGUACCAUUUCUGGCACUUGGCCUUGGGGUGGAUCAUAUCUUCUUGCUGUCGCAUGAGUAUGCAAAGCAAACGAAUGAGGAACAAACAGCGGGGAUUCUCAAGAAAGUGGGUUUGAGUGUUUUUGUGAGUGCUGCCUGUACGACUGGCUCCUUCCUGGCGGCUGUUCUCAUUCCCGUUCCUGCCCUUCGGCUAUUUUGCCUUCAGGCAGCUAUUCUCAUGACAUUUAAUCUGGCGGCCGUUGUGAUUGUUUUCCCAGCACUCAUUUCACUCGAUAUGCGGAGAAGACGAUCAAAUAGGAUUGAUUUACUUUGCUGCUGCCUCCCGCCGAUGCCGGAGAAGACACUCAAACAGCACAACAAGGCAGCUGCUUUUCAUGCGGAAAAUCUCACUGAAUGCUCUCUGGGGAACUUCCUUCGGUUUUCCCUUGUGGAAUUUGUGGAGAAGUGCUAUGUGCCGUUCAUUAUGAAGCGCAUUGUGAAGAGUGUGGGCAUGACGAUGUUUGCCAUUGCCCUGGCAUUUGGUCUCUAUGGCACGCUGAAGCUGCAGGAUGGGCUCGAAUUGACGGAUCUUGUGCCGAAGAAUUCGGAAGAGCACAAAUUCCUCAAUGCUCAGGAGAAAUUAUUCGGGUUCUACUCAAUGUUUGCCGUGACGCAGGGAGAUUUUGAGUAUCCGAUGAAUCAGAAACUCCUCCAUGACUACCAUGAGGCAUUUGUGCGGGUAUCGCAUGUCCGGAAGAAUGACAAUGGAGGCUUACCGGAUUUCUGGCUGGGAUUGUUUCGUGACUGGUUGGUGGAUUUGCAGAAAGCCUUCGACAGGGAUUAUGCUCAGGGGCGCAUAACGCAAGAGAGGUGGUUUGCAAAUGCAUCCGAUGAUGCCAUCCUGGCGUACAAACUCCUCGUGCAGACGGGACAUGUGGAUAAUCCCAUCGAUAAGAGUCUAGCCACACAGAAUCGUCUUGUUGAUCAUGAGGGUAUCAUAAAUCCCAAGGCUUUCUACAACUACCUCUCAGCAUGGGCAUGGAAUGAUAUUCUCGCCUAUGGGGCGUCUCAGGGUAAUUUGAGACCAGAACCACGCGAAUGGUAUCACUCUCCGAGUGAUUUUGAACUGAAAAUACCCAAAAGUGCCCCACUGACCUACACACAGUUGCCGUUCUUCCUCCACGGAUUGCACGAUACCACCGAAAUUAAGGCCACCAUUAUGCAAAUUCGGGAGAUUUGUGAAAAAUUUGAAUCUCGUGGCCUCCCGAAUUAUCCAUCAGGUAUUCCCUUCACAUUCUGGGAACAAUACAUGAAUCUCCGGGAGAAUCUUACUCUUGCCCUGGGAGCUGCCAUUGGGAUGGCCUUCAUUCUCGUGGCAAUUGUCCUCCUGUCACUCUGGGGGGCCUUCCUAAUUGUUUUCUGCGUCAUCGCAACACUGGUCCAGCUCCUCGGCACCAUGACGCUGCUCGAUAUCAAACUCUCCGCCAUUCCCGCCAUCAUUCUCGUGCUCAGCAUCGGCCUCAGUGUCUGUUUUACGAUCCACAUAUCUCUGGCUUUUGUCACAGCGGUGGGAGCAAAAGAUAGGCGGAUACGGAUCGCCCUGGAGUACGCCCUAACGCCGGUAAUUCAUGGCAUUAUAACAACAACCCUGGCCAUCGUGAUGCUGUCCACGUCGCCAAUUGAAUUCAUCGUCCGCCACUUUUUCCUGCUGCUCCUUUCGACGGUGUUUGUGGGUGCCCUCAAUAGUUUAUUCUUCUUCCCCAUCAUCCUGAGCCUCGUGGGGCCCACAUCGGAGAUUGUACCGCUUGCAAAUCCCGAUCGUAUCUCCACACCGUCCCCGCGACCGUGUAGACGGUCACGGAAGAGCCACAAAGUGGUCACCGUGAAGGAUAGGAGCUUCCUCCGGGAUGGGUUGAGUCAGUCGAAGCACCAUCCCAAGAGUGCGGCGACACUGGAGAAGGAGCCCUCACUCACCACCAUCACGGAGGAGCCGCAAUCGUGGCAGAGUUCGGCGUCCUCAAUGCACGACGUGGGCGCCAUACCGGGGUCUGCGGUGCGCAACAACAUCACCCUCCAACCCGAAGUUACCGUACAGCAGGAGGGUCAGGAGGGUAAAGUACAAACUGUGACGAUACGGUCAUCGCUCAAGUCACAGAGUCUGGACCUCGAGACAAUCCAGCUUAUUUCCUUGACUGACAAAGUGGAAAGUAAGAAGCUCAGCACGCCGUCCAUCGUGAAGACGGAGGUGGAGCUCGUGACGCCCAGCUGUUGCUCGGGGUCCAGCAGUAGUUAGCGACCUAAGUGCAUUUACACAACCCACGUAACAUUAAAUAAUGAGAAAAAAUUGAUUUAAUUAAUUAAAUGACGAUUGAUGAGAAACUUCUACGAUUAAAUUUUUAUUAAUUCACGGGCAGCAUUCUCUUAGUGCCCGUGGGAGGCGCACAAUUCUUUUUUAUUUAUAUUUAUAUACUUUUGUAAUAAAGUCUUAUAGGUUGAAGAUAAAA